AUGGUUGUUCUCGACCUCUGUGCGCGUCUCAUCAGCAAAAUGCCCAAGGAGAAUCUCAUCAAAUAUACCUUCUGGAUCGUAUUUGCUGCAACAUAUCUUGCGGGACAACUUGCAGUGGUACUAGAAUGCAGGCCAUUUUAUCUCUAUUGGCAGAUAUUCCCUGAUCCUGGUAAAUGUGUCAAUGGCAAUACGUGGUUGAUUACCUACGAGGUGGGAAACCUGAUUACUGAUAUCAUGCUGCUGGUGUUUCCAUUCCCUGUUUUAUUUGCAGCAAAAGUCCGCUGGCAAAAGAAAGCGCAGUUAUGCUCAUUAUUCAGUAUUGGGGUAUUCCUUGUUGCCGUCAGCUGCGUCCGAAUCAUUCAAGGCGUUCCCCAUGCUCGCUCUCAGUUAAGCCGCACGGUAUGGGGUUCGGUCGAAACACUAUUCGCUUCGAUCGUUGCUCAAGUACCUACACUAUAUACGCUUCUCCGCAACACUACUCAGACUAGUAGUUACCAGGUCCCUGAGGAUACGUAUCGCCUAGCAUCCACGACCAACCAGACGUCUCGUUCGAAGGCCAGACGAAGCGACAAAGGAGGCGAUAUCGAGCUCGGUGACAAAGCAUUCGAUGGCAACGAUGAUCUCUAUCGUGCACGAGGCUAUGCUGACCGAACAAUGAGUCCCAGGCCUGCUGAUGCUGAUGGCGAAAAUGAAAGCACUAAGGGGAUACUAGUCACGGUUGACAUAACUCAGGUCGAGAAGAGUGAAGCUCGGCAAAGGAUCACCGAGGUCUCGAGUCAACACAGCUAA
Messenger RNA from Exophiala bonariae, 789 nucleotides. RefSeq lists its product as uncharacterized. The transcript has 4 exons. The record is from RefSeq and is a predicted model, not a curated record. Lineage: Eukaryota; Fungi; Ascomycota; Eurotiomycetes; Chaetothyriales; Herpotrichiellaceae. The coding region runs from base 1 to 789 and encodes 262 amino acids.